CCAAAACACAGAGCCAAGUUUUCCUUCUAAGAUCUAAACAGUUCUUGAGAAACUCCAAUCCUUAAUCCGAGUGCACGGAGUCUGGGAUCGUUGUAUGAACCUUGGGGCGAACAUCAUCAAGAAUUCGCACCGGAAAUGACAAAAUUCAUUUUUAAAGCAGUGGCCUCCAUACUACGGCGCAACGUUGUUCUUGUAAAUUCAAUCAAGUUCAGUUAAUUGUUAUCUACGGAUUAUUUCCACCAGUAUAGAACAUUGGCAACUCGAAUUAUCCAACCCAAACCCAUCCAGCACAUGAUUCUCUAAAAUUCUCGCAUUUUUCCAGAAUCAUACAAACUCAUUUUUCAAACACUUCAAUAGAGAGGAGAGAGAAAUUGAAGCACCAAAGUUGAAUAAAAAUGGCGACAUCAAGAGUAGAUACGAAGGGAUUCUACAAGCCAAAGAAGAAGAAUAAGUACUGGAAUUUCAAAGAAAUCUCCUAAUAUUCUCAAGAAAAAAAACACACUCCAUCUCACUCUGCUUCUCCUCGAUCCGACGUCGUAUACCCCUGCUCUUUGUCUCUUCCCACCAUGGCUCUCUUCAUCUUCAAGUUUAAUUCCAUCAAAUUGUAGGCUGCAACCAAACAUAAUUGAGCAGGUAUUCGCAUUGCUGUAAGAUUGAAGAAUUUCAACUGGAGUAGUUAUGAUGAAGUUUCAGGACAUGGUGAAAAAUAGAGUUGACUGCAGAGUACCAGGUACAUUUAAGGUCAUUUUUUCCUGUAUUUGGUGCUGCUUUAUUUGUAGCGAUAGUAUCAUGUUUGUUUACGGUUUGUCAUCGUAUGCAAAUGUCUCUCGUUCAUGGAAAAACAACUGGCAUAUAGAUGGAGAUAUCCAUGUUUUUGGUGAUGGUUCUACUGCAUUUACAGCCUUGUAUUCUAACCAGUCUCAUGAUUAUCCUCCUUAUGGAUUUGGUUUUUUCACAAUCCAACAGUGGUCGGACUCGUAUAUACUUGCUAUAUAUAUGGGGUCUUUAGAUUAUAAGGCAUCUUCUUCCCCUGUUGUUGUUUGGUGUGCCAACCGAGAUCAUCCUGUUCGUAAGGAUGCUACUCUUAAUCUUACAUCUGAAGGAGAUUUGGUGUUAAGGGAUGCUGAUGGAAGUUUUGUGUGGUCGACCAACACCUCUAACCAUUCAGUAAAAUCCAUUGAAUUGAAACAGAAUGGGAACUUGGUUCUUUUGAGUGGAAAGGGGAAAACUAUCUGGGAGUCAUUUGAAUUCCCAACAGAUACAUUACUCUCUGGCCAAAUUCUUCCCAAGGGACAGAGAUUAACUUCCAGCAUAUCAACUUCGAAUUUUUCCACAGGGAUCUUUUAUGUUUUCUGGGAAUCUGAUGGAUAUAUUCAUGCUUUUGUUGAUCUAGAUCCUCCACAAGAAUACGGUAAUUUUUUGGGGGUUCAGAGGCCCCGCUUUGUAUAUCCGUACUCCAUAAAUGAUACAUUUUAUCCAUAUCAUGAUUCUCCUUCUUCUUAUGCUUAUUUACACCUUGAUCAAAAUGGACACCUGAAUCUGAUUGAUUGGAAUCAAAGUGAGUUCAACCAUAUCUACAGUAUCUUGAAUGAAGAUGUUUAUGGUGAUUGUACAUACCCGACAACGUGUGGAAAGUUUGAGGUUUGUAUGGAUAAAAAUAAGUGCAGAUGUCCAAGAGGAAGUGACGAGAGCUUGAAUUACUUCAAGCUGACUGAUGUAUAUGAUGUCAAUGGAGGAUGUACCUUAAUUACACCUCUAUCUUGUCCUGACACCAAAAAACUCCAUGGUUUUCUAGAGCUUGAUAAUGUUACAUACUUCGAUUCUACUCCCUCUCACGUAAAUACAGAUGUUGAGAGUUGUAAACGUGCAUGUUUAAAUCAGUGUUCAUGUAAAGCUGUCUUCUUUCGCUACUAUAAUGAUACCUCAUUAGGUAAUUGUACACUACCUUCAGAAGUUCUCACUCUGAUGGAUGUUUCUAGUGACUAUUCUUUAGGCUAUAAAGCUGUGGCAUUCAUCAAAGUGCAAAACAGAAUGCAAAAUACAACAGCUUAUUGGAAGAGAAAUGUGGUACUAUCUAUUUUUGCUACCUCGAUAUUCUUGGCCUUGGUUAUUGGAAUAUUGGUUCAUGUGUUGAUGAAACGAAGGGGGAUUAGUGCCAAAGAAACCGACUCUUCUUUUGGUAUACUUGUUGACACAGUUAGCCGGUUCUCUUUUGAAUCGCUUAAAUUAGCAACCGAAAACUUCCAAACAAUGCUUGGUCGAGGAGGGUUUGGGUCGGUUUAAGGUACAUUGAUUGAUGGGACAAAAGUUGCUGUGAAAAGAUUGGAUUCAUCAGGUCAAGGGAGGAAGGAAUUCUUGGCAGAGGUCAAUACAAUAGGUAGUGUUCACCACUUCAACUUAGUGAAGUUGAUUGGAUUUUGUGAUGAUGGAUUGAACAGACUUCUUGUCUAUGAAUACAUGUGUAAUGGGUCGCUUGAUAAGUGGAUCUUCAACCAAGACAUAACACAGACACUUACAUGGCACUUACGACGAAGAAUUAUUGAUGGUGUAGCUUCCGGGCUUGAAUAUCUACAUGAACACUGCAACCAAAAUGUGAUUCAUUUUGAUAUUAAACCUCAGAAUAUACUCCUAGACAAAGACUUCAAUAUCAAGAUUGCUGAUUUUGGUUUAGCCAAAAUGGUAGACCGAGAUCAAAGCCAGGUUAUGACUAUUGUUAGAGGAACCGGAUAUAUGGCUCCUGAGUUGAUAAACGGCCGUGCAAUUUCUGUUAAGGUUGAUGUUUAUAGCUUUGGAGUUUCGUGCUAGAAAUCGUGUGUGGCCGUAAGAAUUUUGGGUCUUUAGAAGAUGAUUGUCUCACCAACUUGGUGAAGGCGAAGGCGGAUGCAGAUCAACUCUCUGAUCUAAUUGAUGAGCAUGCUGAAGAUAUGAAAAAACAACAGGAAGAAGUGGUGAAGAUCAUGAAGAUCGCGAUAUGGUGCUUGCAGCCUCAUUUCAUUAGGCCUACCAUGUCAAUGGUGGUGAAAGUUUUACAAGAUCUUUCAAACUUGGAGGAAGCCUUGAGUGAUCUUAGCUACUUAACCAUGGUCCAGGAAGCCACUCCAGUGGAGGAUAAUUACAACUUUUCAGUCCGUCCUACGGAGUCACUUUUGUCCGGGCCUCGUUGAUGGGUUGGGACGACGUGCUUAUGAAGAACCGCUUCGCAAACUUAUGAUCUAAGCUAUAAUGCAUCUACGGUAAACAUUAAUAGUUGAAAGUAGUAGUACUAUAUUUUAUUGCAAAUUUGCAAGAUUAUAACUCAUGUCAAUGUCUAUAGUAAUUAGAAUCUAUCCAAAACAUGCGUUUUUCUAAUAAACUUGCAUCACCAUCCAUAACCACUUUAGAGGCGGUGUUAAUUUGUUAAGAAAAUAACAUGUUUGGAGAUUAGAUUCUUUUACCAUGCAUGGUCACGAGUAGAUUUUCUAUGCAACAUAUGAUUCCAUUGCCAUGGCAUGUUAUUGUCAUUUAGUACGCAUACCAAAAGGGUCGCAAACGUAUCUACCAAAUGUUUGGUUGAGAAUGAUUUUCCAAAUAGCCUAUAUUAUUCUUCUCUGUCUAGUGAAUGAAUGUUUCACCCCUUUCGUUGUGUCCCAAUAUAUACACCAUCGUGGACUAAUUUGUGAAAAUAGAUUUCUUAUCCCUUCCUUUGU
Messenger RNA from Beta vulgaris subsp. vulgaris (sugar beet), 3686 nucleotides. Its product is annotated as G-type lectin S-receptor-like serine/threonine-protein kinase SD2-5. The record is from RefSeq and is a predicted model, not a curated record. NCBI's taxonomy places the organism in Eukaryota, Viridiplantae, Streptophyta, Magnoliopsida, Caryophyllales, Amaranthaceae. Gene Ontology annotation, molecular function: ATP binding; protein serine/threonine kinase activity. Gene Ontology annotation, biological process: protein phosphorylation; recognition of pollen.